AUGUUCUAUUCACUCAGUCAUAACACGAAACAGCAGGCUGCUAGGGACCCUAAGGGCUCUUCAGCUAUGUCAUCUGGUGCGUGCAGAACGUUUUUGGUCGAGAGCUACAUGAGGGAAACUCCAGAAAGGGCAUUGUACAAGCUGAAGCAGCCUGCAUUGAAACCUGAUAUCUCACAUGUGUUUCAUGAUUCAAAAUUCUCAGAAAUGGGAUAUUCUGGAUCACGGAUAUGUUUUCUAUCUAAAUAUAGCUCAGAUAUGUUUGAUGAUUCAAAAAUCUCACAUCCUGGAUCAGCAUUGAUGACUGCAUUGUUGACUGAAUAUUCCAAUUGUAAUGAUUCCCAGUUUUCUCCAUCAAAACUUGUGUUACAGCUACUCAAAGCUACCAAGUAA
Laccaria bicolor S238N-H82 is the source of this 390-nucleotide messenger RNA. RefSeq lists its product as uncharacterized. The record is from RefSeq and is a predicted model, not a curated record. NCBI's taxonomy places the organism in Eukaryota, Fungi, Basidiomycota, Agaricomycetes, Agaricales, Hydnangiaceae. The transcript is spliced from 6 exons. Bases 1 to 390 code for a protein of 129 amino acids.